CAGGCGAGUUGGUAAACAAGCUCUGCGCCUCGUGGUGCCACGGGGCGGGUGUCGGCGAGCAGGCAGUCGGGGUAGGGAGUGGCGCCGUGCGGGGCGAGGUGAAGCCAGGAAAAGAGUGUGCAGAAGAGAUGGCAGUGAGCAAGGCAGAGAAAAAUAGUAGUGGGACUGUGUCAUAGAAGGAGCGCCAGAGGUGAUCAGUCAUGGCAGGUGAUGCCAUCAUGGUGAUGCGAGGAUUGACAAAGCUCAGUAAGGCAGUCCUAGAGACACAGGCAGGACAGCUCCGACAAGUAAUCCUCGGCGGGGACGCAGUAACCAUAGCCCGGAGCUUUCAGGCUGUUGCUGAGGAGCAGUUCAGUGCUGCUAUGGGGAAAAUGCAGGAACUGGGCAAACAACAGGAAAACUUGAAAGAUAUUGGUGAGGACUUUGGAAAAGAAUAUAACUUUUCAGAGUCAGAGUUGGGAGGUAUAACAGAGGACUUCUCUCCCCUUCCUCAAGACCAGCCUCACAAGCACAGUAGUACAGAGGGCCCAUUUUAUUCUUAUGAGGCCAAAGGACCUUAUCAAAAUGGUGGGAGUGGAGAUGCCACUGCAAGUCAGAACCCCAUUUCUGCCAAAAUGAAUACAAAGCUCUUUGGAGGCUUUAGGGACCCUGGGAAUCUUUUUGUUCCUGUCUAUGGGCAAACCCGGCCUUUUCACCAAGAUCAUUCCCCUGUUGGUGGACUAACAGCUGAAGACAUUGACAAAGCCAGGCAAGCUAAAGCAGAUCCACAGAACAAGCCCCACAAACAGAUGCUCAGUGAACGUGCCCGAGAGCGAAAAGUGCCUGUUACUCGAAUUGGACGACUUGCUAACUUUGGAGGCUUAGCUGUUGGUCUCGGCAUUGGAGCAUUGGCGGAGGUUGCAAAGAAGAGUCUUAGAUCUGAAGACCGCAAUGGAAAGAAGGCUAUUUUAGAUUCCAGCCCAUUUCUCUCUGAAGCAAAUGCUGAAAGAAUUGUGAGUACCCUGUGCAAGGUUCGAGGUGCUGCACUGAAGUUGGGACAGAUGCUGAGUAUUCAAGCAGAUGAUGCUUUCAUCAACCCACAACUGCAAAAGAUAUUUGAACGUGUUCGCCAGAGUGCAGACUUCAUGCCUUUUAAGCAAAUGAUGAAAACUUUGAACAAUGAUCUUGGGCCUAACUGGCGUGAUAAACUGGAGUUUUUUGAGGAGCGACCUUUUGCUGCAGCUUCUAUUGGACAAGUUCAUUUAGCUCGUUUGAAGAACGGCAAAGAAGUUGCCAUGAAAAUCCAGUAUCCUGGAGUGGCCCAUAGUAUUAACAGUGAUGUCAGCAAUCUGAUGACUGUCUUGAGUAUGAGCAAUGUUCUUCCAGAAGGUCUUUUCCCUGAACACCUGAUUGAAGUUCUAAGGAGAGAACUGGCCCUGGAAUGUGAUUACAAGAGAGAAGCUGCCUGUGCCAAGAAGUUCAGGGAGCUGCUCAAAGACCAUCCCUUCUUUUACGUCCCCGCUGUGGUGGAUGAACUGUGUGGUCAGCGUGUCCUUACAACAGAACUUGUGUCGGGGUUUCCACUGGAUCAGGCUGAAGAUCUAAGCCAGGACAUUCGGAAUGAGAUCUGCCACAACAUAUUAGUUUUGUGCCUGCGGGAGCUGUUUGAGUUCAGGUACAUGCAGACUGAUCCAAACUGGUCUAACUUUUUCUACGACCCAGAGUUGCACAAGGUGGCUCUUCUGGAUUUUGGAGCAACACGUGGCUUUGAUGAGAAAUUCACAGAUAUGUACAUAGAGUUAAUCAAAGCAGCUGCUGACAUGGACAGAGAGAGAGUGCUGAAGAAGUCAAUAGAAAUGAAAUUUUUAACUGGCUAUGAAAACAAGGCUAUGGAAGAUGCCCACUUGGAUGCUGUCCUCAUUCUUGGAGAAGCUUUUGCAUCCAGUGAACCUUUUGAUUUUGGCUCUCAAACUACCACUGAGAAGAUACAUAGAUUAAUCCCAAUCAUGCUGAAGCACAGGUUGGUCCCUCCACCAGAAGAGACCUAUUCUCUUCAUCGGAAAAUGGGUGGCUCUUUUCUCAUAUGCUCCAAGCUGAAGGCCAAAAUUCCAUGCAAGGAUAUGUUUCAAGAAGCCUACAAUAAAUACUGGAGUGAAAAGACCAAAAAGGAGUAGUGGCACAAAAGAACUAUUAAAUGUUGUCUUAUGAAUAUGGCCAAUCAUCAAGCUCUGGCACACCACAGUACUGUUUCUUCCCUAUCACACCUCCAGAAUUGCUUCAGCAAUGCAGCAGAUGAUCUGGAAGCAGAAUAAUUUUGAGGACAUUGUUCUUUUGUUGGGUAUAGUUCCUCGACUUAACA
Messenger RNA from Python bivittatus (Burmese python), 2338 nucleotides. Lineage: Eukaryota; Metazoa; Chordata; Lepidosauria; Squamata; Pythonidae. The record is from RefSeq and is a predicted model, not a curated record.